AUGGCCACGAAGCAAUCUGAGCAAGCUGCAGCUCAGGCGGCCGAUGAAGAACGCGCACGUUUGGAGCUCGAAUGGGCUGAAAAAGGCACAUUAUUAUCGCGAAUAAAAAGGGGAAAAGUGAAGCAGCUCAGUUUGGUGUCGAUCAAAAAUCAAAAAUAUUUAAACUAUUAUUCGAGCUAUUUUUUUAGUUUCAUGCCAAAUGCCUUGAAAUCUGUGCCUUUAUCGGAAUUAUUGGAAGUACGUGUUGGUUAUCAAACGGACAAUCUUCAGCGGGCGUCGAAAAACCCUGAAUUUCAAGAAAUGGCGCCGGAAUCGCAAUGUUUUUCGGUGAUCUUCUCCCACGUCAAAUUUCUGCACAAAUCUGUCGAUUUUGUUGCCGACUCGCGUGAGACUCGCGACAAAUGGGUGUCGGUGUUGACUCAUCUGAUAUCGGUCGCCAAACACCAACGGGUGGUAUUCAACGAGACCGCGUGGCUUUGCGACAAAUUCCAGCAAGCUGAUACUAAUAAAAAUGGAUUCCUAUCAUUCGAGGAGGUUUGGAACCUUCUGAAGCGCAUGAAUCUUCAGAUAAGCGAACGAUACGCUCGUGCGAUAUUCAGGGAGUCGGAAUUCGAGAAUUCGCGCGACAAUAAGCUUAGCGAAAAGGAGUUUCUGAAUUUUUUUGAGCGCCUCACCGAUCGGCCCGAUUUGCGAUUUGUGAUGCAGCAGGCGAGCUCGGAUAAUGUCGAGACGCUCACCGUUGGCGAACUUCACAAAUUCCUCACCGAAGAGCAAGGGUUCAAAGAUGUUGAUUUGAAAAAAGCGGAAUCGAUUCUCGACACUUUUGAGCAAACCGCACAGGAUAAACAAAAGGAGAAGCUCAUGGGAUUGAUGGGAAUGCGACGAUUGAUGCAAUCGCGAUGGGGAAAUGUGUUCAAACCGGGGCAUGAGAGCGUAUUUCAGGACAUGGAUCAACCUUUGACCCAUUACUUCAUCAAUUCCUCUCAUAAUACCUAUUUAACAGGACUUCAGCUUAAAGGAGAAGCCACUGUUGAAGGGUACAUCGCGGCGUUGAGGAAAGGAGCACGAUUAUUAGAAUUGGAUUUGUUUGACGGAGAAGAAGGCGAGCCGAUAAUUACCCAUAAACGGACAUUUAUCGAAUCGAUAACACUUAGGAACUCAUUGGAAGCGAUUAAGCGAUGCGCGUUUGAGACCAGCCCGUAUCCGGUCAUAUUGACCCUUGAGAAUCAUGUCGGACACGCUCAACAGAAAGUGAUGGCCAAAUUGUUCCAAGAAAUUCUUGGAGAUCAGCUGUAUAAGCCACCAAAGGACUCGCAUAAGAUUCCACUACCAUCGCCGAAUAAGCUCAAACGGAAGUUUUUGUUGAGAGGAAAGAAAAUCUUGACUGAAGAGAAUGAAGAGCCUGAUGAUGAUGACUCGCCGACGGAUAAAGAGAAGCACCAUCCUCAUCCAAUUGCGCCGGAACUCGGCGCUCUCAUCGCUCUUCCAUCCGUCAAACUCACAAACAAUAUUUAUCAAGAUUUGGCGAAGCACCCCUAUGAUGGGUCGCCGUCGCUCUCCGAGAACAAAGUGCACACGAUUUUCGAGUCGGCCGCCCCGAUUUUCCACUACACAGCUCAAAGGCUUGUGAAAAGCUAUCCGAAGGGUCUUCGUCAGGACUCGUCCAACAUGCAUCCAAUGCUCUCAUGGUUGUGCGGAAUUCAGAGUGUCGCGAUGAACUUCCAAACCGCCGGCGAAGAGCUCGAUCUAAACGCUGGAUUGUUUCGCGUGAACGGAAAUUGCGGCUAUGUGCUCAAACCGAUGGUGCUUCUCGAUGGGCUCGAUCCAAGAACGAUGGUGCGGCCGAAGAUGAAGCUCGGAAUCGGAUUGUUCUCGGCGCAGUAUUUGCCGAAAACUGAGCCCGGAAAAGAGAUCAUCGAUCCGUAUGUUAGUGUGCAAAUCCAUGGAAUCCCUCGAGAUGAGACGAAAGCGAAAACUCGAAUUAUAAAGGAUAACGGCUUCAAUCCGGAGUGGAGGGACAAUUUCUACUUCACACUGUGCUGUCCGGAGCUCGCCAUUCUGCGAUUCUGUGUCAAAGACUUUGAUUCGACGUCGUCCAAUGACUUCGUUGGAGAGUACUCGAUUCCGGUGCUCAGCCUUCGACAAGGAUAUUCGCAAAUUCAGCUCAACACUGGAUAUCAACAUAAUCUUGAUCCAUCCGCUUCACUUUUUGUUAGAAUCGCAAUUGACGAGAUGUAG
Messenger RNA from Caenorhabditis bovis, 2238 nucleotides. The record is from the annotation of a GenBank genome assembly. NCBI's taxonomy places the organism in Eukaryota, Metazoa, Nematoda, Chromadorea, Rhabditida, Rhabditidae.